Xiphias gladius (swordfish) is the source of this 4191-nucleotide messenger RNA. Its product is annotated as potassium voltage-gated channel subfamily V member 2. Gene Ontology annotation, cellular component: voltage-gated potassium channel complex; membrane. The record is from RefSeq and is a predicted model, not a curated record. The transcript has 4 exons. Gene Ontology annotation, molecular function: delayed rectifier potassium channel activity. Lineage: Eukaryota; Metazoa; Chordata; Actinopteri; Istiophoriformes; Xiphiidae. Bases 1 to 1617 code for a protein of 538 amino acids. Gene Ontology annotation, biological process: protein homooligomerization; potassium ion transmembrane transport.
AUGGCAACUAUAAAGCCGAAGUUGAAAGUGCUGAAAAAGCGUCGCUCCAGUCUUUUUGCGACCAUUAAACGGGAAACGAGUGUUUCACAAAGCAUUGAAGAACAGGAGAGUGAAUUUCCUUUUUCACAAGACAGCUCCGUGAAACCAUGGACAUCUAUGGACAACCUCGAUGCUCCUGAUGAGAACACAGUUGCAACAAAGGAUCAGAGAAAAGACGCACCAAACCCAAGGCAAUCAAACAUAGUCAACCUCAACGUGGGUGGAAAGGUGUUUCACAUCCCGAAACAUUUGGUCCUCCGACAUCCAAAAACCAGGAUUGGUGUCCUUGCCCUCUGUGAUGAUCCGGUCAAGCGUCUGACGCUCUGUGAUGAUUACAAUGUUCAUAAUAACGAGUUCUUUUUUGACAGGGACCCCAUGUUUUUCCACUACAUAUUCCACUUUUACUGCAGUAAUGUCCUGUGGGUGAUGGACAGCCUUUGCCCUGUCAACUUUGAGGAAGAGAUGUCAUUCUGGGGGCUGAAACUGAAGGAUACUCCAAGGUGCUGCCGUAUUCUGUUUGAGGAGAAACUGGAUGACAUCAGAGACCAACUGAAGGUCAAUCAGGAGCUUAUUGAUGAGAUUAAACCUCACCAGGAUGACGAGGGGUACAAGACCAUGUUUCUUGGAGACUUUCGGAAGGCCCUCUGGGACUUGAUGGAGAAUCCCUACUCCUCACUGUCAGCCAAAGCCUUUGCUGUGUUUUCCAGUCUCUUUGUGCUUAUUUCUAUUGUUGCAAUGACAAUGAAUACAGUGAAAGAACUCAGGGAGUACAAAUUAGCUGGCAAAACCUACAUGGAGUGGGUAGAGAUUGGUUCCAUCCUUUUCUUCACCUCGGAGUAUUUUUUGCGGUUAGUCACCACAUCCAACAUCAAACAUUUUGUGAAGAGUGCACUCAACUUCGUUGAUGUGGUAGCUGUUAUGCCCUACUUCAUCCAGAUCCUUUUUGAGGCAUUUGUUAUAGAUUCAGAAGACUUCAGCGCACAGGAAGAUUUGAAGGCCAUGGCAAGGGUCAGUAAAAUCAGCAAGGUGCUCAAGGUCGUCAAGCUGAUGCGGAUCUUCCGUAUCUUGAAGCUUGCCCGUCAUUCCACAGGCAUGCGAGCAUUUGGAUUCACCAUCCGCCAGUGCUCUGAGCAGGUAUGCUGUCUGUUUCUAUUCAUUGCCAUGGGCAUCUUCACCUUCUCUGCUCUGAUGCACUCUGUGGAGGUGGAUCAGCCUGGGACACCAUUCAGCAGCAUACCAGAUGCUUGGUGGUGGGCUGCGGUAAGCAUCUCUACUGUGGGCUAUGGAGAUGUUGUCCCUAUCUCCUAUCUUGGCCGCUGUGUGGCAUUUGGCUGCAUCUCGUUUGGCAUCAUCCUCAACGGCAUGCCCAUCUCCAUUUUGUUCAACAAGUUCUCCGACUACUACGCCAAACUGAAGGAACAGGAAUACACAUUUUCAAACACAGAGCGCACCUUCCAGCUCAGGAAACGUCUGAGGCGUAAGUUUGACAACUGCUUCGAACCCCAGCCAGAUGACUCCGAUGAUGAGAUACACUAUCGGCCCAGUGGAAGGCAAACUAUCCAUGAGAGCGAGGAUUGAGAGAAACUGCCUAGUACUUGCUAUCCCUAAAUGGCCUUAUCACCCUUGGGUCUAGAAAGUGUAAGACCCCAUCUGCCUCCAACUCUGAGCCUGUGUGAUUUAAGACAAACAAUCUAAGGGGGGGAAAUGGAGGAAGCAGCAAGUUGGGAUAAGCUUUAAGCCUCAGCUUUAUAGUAGUUGCUGUUUGCACGCAGAGGCUGAUGACUCCUCUGUCAAAUAGACAAGAUGCUCCCACUGGACAGCUUGUUAUCUGUUUCCAAGAACAGCAUUCAGCUGCAACUAAUUCUGACUAAACUGAAAUAGAUGUUUGACACAAGGAGGUCAAGUAGUAACAUUAUUAAUGAAGCAAUGUUACAGUGAUCGCUUUGAAGGGAGCCAGCUGCUUGUGAAGAACUCAUUUCAUUAGAAGUGCUAUUAAGGAACUGUUUUGGACAACUACAUGGUCUCUUAAAUUUUACUUUGCGUUCCUGAUACUCCACACUACAGACGGUAUAACUUUGAUUUCAUUCCUCUGUAAAAGUUUUGCCCAACAGCCAGUCAAACAUCACAUUGGGCGGUAGUAAUUGUCUUCCACUUUUUUAGGCUAAGGAAAUACAAAUGUACAAGCAAUGAAAACCUCAGAUUUAUACUAUGGGCACCUGAGAAAAAUUCCACAUCAUCAGUGGAAAGCUCUCCCAUGUGCCAUGUGUCAUGUGUCAGCAAAGUGGCAUUCUUGUGAAAUGUACACCUUUUUUCUCGGACCAGUCACUCAGCAUGCUCUUGACUGUACCUAAGUGGGAGGAGAGGCACGGCAGCGGGUGUGUCAGUAGCGAUCAAGAUCCUGAGUGUAAUUUUGUUGUCAAGGAUUACUGGGAUUGCUGCUUGCUCCUCCUUCCUGGUCAGACAAGGGCAAAAGUCAGUCAUGUCCUGGGGUAUUUUAGUUGCGCUGAAUCUGAUCAAGUGCGCACAGUCAGGUCCUAUUUAUGUGCUUACAAGCCACUUUCAUGAAUGAUAGCAGAUCGAUUUGUUUCUGAUAUAGGUCUCUCAAGCAGGAAAAAUGAGAUAAGAGACAAUGGUGCUUAUAAUUGUCAUCCAGCAGGUCAGUGUUUGGCAUAGUCCCUGCAGGGAGUGAGAAGUGAGCUCCAUGUUCUUCCUGCCUUUCUAAUAGUAUUACAGGAUAAGGUAAUGGGAGAGAUGCCAGUGGUUCAAUAGUGUCGUCAGCAUCAAUUAAAACUCAAGAGUACUGAGAGAUUUCGGCCGUCUCAUGUGACUCAGGCAGGGCUGAGUGGACAGGAAUAGAUGAAGUCAAAAGGUACAUCAGGGAAAGGUCAGUAAGACAAUCAGACACAGAUAGACAGGUAGAAAGAUACGCAUAUAGAAUAUUAAGGAACAGAUGAAGCGCAACAGUUUGACUAAAAUUAUUGCAUAUCAAAAGCUAAUAUUUGAUAUAAAAUAUAUAAUCUUUCACUUGGUGGAGACAGACCUGCAGUAUACAUUAAUGUAAAAUGAUGUUGUAAGAGCAAGACGUUGAAGGUCCAACAGGUGUACUUGUAACAUAUACACUUCAUCCACCAGAAAUAGUGCAGAUACCAUAUGUACCUGAUACACUGAUACACAGGCAUAUAACUCUGAAUGACCCUAAAGCUGUGAUAAGAUAUUUUAAGUAAUACAGCAAGUGUUAGCAAAAAGCUGAUAGUGCUGGUGAACAAUCUGGUGAUAUUUUUCUGUGGGUUCAUCACUUAAAGGCGGCCCCUUUCAUAUUACAAACAGUCAUUUGAUCCAUUGUUUAUAUACAAAUAUUGAUUGGUGCAGCUUUAAACUUUACAUCCUUGAAAAGACACAUCAGGCAGAGAAAGUGGAAACACAGAUUUUUCCUUUCGUUCCAGGAAGGUAUGGAUGAUUUUGCAUCUAUAAUUAUGGUGGCCCUGAAGUGCAAAACAAAACAACAUUUGGGAGAAGAAAUUAGCCAGAGUAUUAGAAAAUAUCUGGGUGAACUAACUUGAAUAUUAUGCUGUUAAUGAAAAGCACCGAGUUUAACCCCCUUAUACAAGAAAAAAAAGAUGGGAAUCAGUGCGGUGAAAGGAAUUAGACAAGUAAGACUGAUAUAUUUUCGACUCUAUAUCCUGCGCUCAGCACAGCAGAUGAGAGUAAUAAACCAAUCAUUGCUUACCAAAGAUAUCAUCAUUGGAGGUUAAAAUGCCAAACAUAGCCAGAAGUACAUUUGAGACAUUAAAGUGCUACCUUUCAUGUUUUUCACCACUGCUGGAAAUAUGAAACAUUAAUCUCGGGCAUGAUUAUGCAACUACAGUAUGGCCUGGGGUGAACAUGUGUGUGAAUAGUUGCGUCAAUAUCCUUGACAUAUUUUAGCCAGUUGCUCUCUGUUCUAAUUAGCUCCCAUCCCUCAAGAUGUGUCAAGAUAAGGUGUAAAGAUCAAGGAAAACUGUUCUCUGUAAUAACAUAAAUUAUAUUUGACAAUUUUCAAACAAACAUAUGUAAAUGCUGGGAGAAAAAUUGGAGUUGAGGGACAUCUCUGAAAAAAACAAAUUAAGAAGCCUAAAACCAAAUUAAGAUCUGGGCUUAUUAACAACUGUACUG